Messenger RNA from Pundamilia nyererei, 5049 nucleotides. It is a transcript of the gene dlc, whose product is annotated as deltaC. NCBI's taxonomy places the organism in Eukaryota, Metazoa, Chordata, Actinopteri, Cichliformes, Cichlidae. The transcript has 9 exons. Gene Ontology annotation, cellular component: protein-containing complex; plasma membrane. Gene Ontology annotation, biological process: establishment or maintenance of epithelial cell apical/basal polarity; cell communication; Notch signaling pathway. The record is from RefSeq and is a predicted model, not a curated record. Bases 141 to 2303 code for a protein of 720 amino acids. Gene Ontology annotation, molecular function: calcium ion binding.
AGCGGAUUAAACUUUGUUUCAGUUCGGGUUGCACACCGCGGACACGCGCACACUGCCCGCUCUUUCUGGAGGUUUUUCCUUCGUCUCUCCGUUUGAUUUUGGAUCCUUUGGACUUUACGCACUGGACCUGUGGACGCGCCAUGGCACGCUCGCUGCUGCCGUGUCUCCUGCUGCUCGCCUUGGCACAGACGGCUCUUACCGCCGAAGUUUUCGAGCUCAAGAUCGACUCCUUCACCAGCUCCAGCGGCAUCUGUGGCCAAAAGUCUGAGGACUGCCUGAUUUUUUUCCGCGUGUGCCUCCAACACUCGCAGAACGUUAUUAAGCCGGAGCCGCCGUGCACGUACGGCGAAGCGCUCACGGAUGUCUUCGACGCCGACUCCAACUCCAUCUCCGAGAGAGAGCCCAUAAGAGUGCCGAUUCCCUUCAAGUGGCCGGGGACGUUCUCUCUGAUCAUUGAAGCCUGGAAGGCGGACGCUCCAGAACGGUCCAUAGAGAAUCCGAACAACCUGAUCAGCCGGCUGGCCACCCGCCACAAGCUGAGGGUUGGAGAGGACUGGACCAAGGGCGAGAACACCAGCAACCAGAGCGAGCUCCACUACUCCUACCACGUCGUGUGCAAGGAGUUCUACCACGGGGAGGCCUGCUCCGCCUACUGCCGGCCACGCAACGACACCUUCGGCCACUACACCUGUGACAAGGAAGGGAAGAUUAACUGCCUGGAGGGCUGGAAAGGAGAGUAUUGCACAGUGGCCAUCUGUGCAGGGUGCAGCGAGCAGCAUGGUUUCUGCAAGUCUCCCCGGGAGUGCGUGUGCCAGCAGGGCUGGCAGGGCAAGAGCUGCGACGAGUGCGUCCGACACCCCGGCUGCAAACACGGGACCUGUAAGCUGCCCUGGCAGUGCGACUGCAGGGAGGGCUGGGGCGGCCUGUACUGCGACCAAGACCUGAAUUACUGCACCAACCACAAGCCGUGCCAGAACGGCGCCUCCUGCACCAACACCGGCGAGGGCAGCUAUACGUGCGCCUGCCGGCCCGGCUACACCGGCAAAGACUGCGAGGUCGAAGUCAACGAGUGCGACAGCAACCCCUGCAGGAACGGCGGCAGCUGCAACGACUCGGAGAACGAUUACUCCUGCACGUGCCCUCAGGGUUUCUACGGGAAGAGCUGCGAGAUCAGCGCCAUGAGGUGCGCUGACGGGCCGUGCUUUAAUGGAGGCACUUGCAUACAGGAAGACACCGGCGGGUACACCUGCCGCUGCCCGUCCAACUUCACAGGCUCCAACUGUGAGAAGAGGAUGGAUCGAUGCAGCAGCAGCAGCCCCUGCACUAACGGUGCUCAGUGUUUUGACGUUGGCAGCAUCGUCAUGUGUCGCUGUCAGCCAGGCUUCACCGGCUCUCGCUGCGAGACCAACAUCGACGACUGUGCCAGCAAUCCCUGCAGGAACGGCGGCACCUGCUUCGACAGAAUCAACAACUACAGCUGCACGUGCACCCUCGGCUUCUCCGGCAAAGACUGCACGGUGCGCGCCAGCCUCUGCGACCAGUUCCCGUGCGAAAACGGCGGCACGUGUUUCACCCACUUCACCGGCCCCGUGUGCCAGUGCCCGCGAAACUUCAUGGGCACGCGCUGCGAACACUCUCUCAAGCCAACUGUGAAACCGGCCGCGAAUGGAGACCCUCCAGCGGCCAUGAUUGCCGCUAUUGCUCUGGGAAUAGUGACAUUUUCCCUGCUGGUGUGCGCCGCCAUCUUCGUUCUGCGCCACCUGUACCGGGGCAGGGAGCUGAGAGCCCUUUCCACGUCAGUAAAAAACGACCUGGAGACGGUGAACAACCGCAACGCGGUGAUUGGCGGAGGGGCGCCCAAGAACGGGAGCUUACCUGGAGCGACUCUGGGCAGCCUGAAGGAGAAAGAGGCCUUCCUCCUCCCGGGAGCUCAUCUUAAAAUGUCCAAUAAGGAUGUAGCGCUGGUGGACAAGGGCAGCGACAACGUGGCCAUGUUUAAAAACAAAAUGGCAGAUUACAACCUGGCAAAGGAGGAGCAGCACCUGGACAAGAACAAGUUUGACCUUAAGAAAUGCGAGCCGUCCGUCAUCGUCCCUCCUCUCAGUUUUGCAAAGGACAGUCUGUAUCACUCAGUGUUCAUCAUCCCAGACCAGCUGGAGCAGUGUGUGUUUGCUACUGAGGUGAGGAACACAACCACGCGAGCGUUUAUCUCUCCGUUGUUGACUUGGGUCGAUCACAUUACUAUUACAAGGAUUCAUUUUGUUAAUGGAAGAGUGGCAGCGAAACGCAGAAUGGGAGAGUGAGGAAGGUUCAAAGUUCAAAGUCGUCUUUAACCAUCUGACACUGAAUUUACACGUUGGUUUUUCUCUGCAAGCUCGACGAAGCAAAAUGAAACUUGGUUCAACGUGUCUUUGCUCAGCAUGUCCAGAGCAUUAAAUUCAUACUGUUAUACAAAUGACUUGAACUCGAUGAGGAUGAUGGACAGCUGUUUGUGUGGGUUCAGUGUGUGCACAAUAAUCUAGAUAAAAAAAGUUAGUAACUGCACUGAUUGAUGAAAAAUAAACAUUUCCUCUAAAAGUGGAAAUGAGAAGGCAAAUUUAGAGCAGCUGACAUCUGCAGAAAAAAGCCACCAGGAUUGUAUUUUUCAUAUUAUUAAUAGUAUUUACCGCUUUAUUGACUUGCUUGCUCGGUGCAUGGGAGAGGUUCACUCUCAGGGCUUUUGUGCCACAGAGAAACAUUAUUACUGUUAAUCGUCUGUUUUAUGCAAACUUUUUGAAAUAAUUAAUUCUAAAUGUAGCCAGACUCAAAGUCUCACGUCAGGACUUCAUCUUUAUGUAGGCCAGGGGUCCACCUCCAGCCCUCGAGGGCCGCUGUGCAGCAUGUGUUCAGGUUCUGAGUCUUGCUAAUGACCUACUAAUGUUAUUCAGGUGUGUUGCAGCGGGACACAUGGAAAGGUUUCAGGACAGCGGCCCUCGAGGACUGGAGUUGGACCCCUGAUGCAGGCUCUGCUAUUGUAGCAUCACAACAUUGUGAUUGGUCGGUUGCAGUAAUAUGAUAUGCACCAGAUGCCCCUUUCUUUCACUCUAAUGCUCAGCACUGAUGUUUGCAUGUCUUCUGGCUACAAUGUUACAGCUUAUCUGUAAGUCCAUAAGAAAGAACAAAGCUGUGACCUCUGAGUGAGAGAUUUUUUGCAAAAAACUGGAAAAAUGCCCCCCGUAGGGGUGAGAAAAUGAAUACAUCCUAGUACUGCAGUAUCCUGUGUGACGAUGCAAGGACACAAAAUAUUAAUGUCUUAUAAAUUCAAUGAAACUGCUGGCAAAUUGUGCUAUGUUAUUGCAAUACUGCGCCUAUCACAAAAUGUAAAGAAUGCUAAUAUCCCGUCAUCAGUGUUAUUGUUUAAAUAUCGUGCUGACCUAAUCACAACUGUGAAUGUGAGAGUCAGCAACACUGAUUUCACUGCAGCUCCAUAAAUUGCAGAGAAAUGAAGCACAGCGGUGUUUCAGGCGGGCUGCUCGCUGAAAGUGCAAACUUUUUUCUAACAGGUCCGGACUGGUCCCAGUGCCUCCAGGUGGAAGAGGUUAAAAACACUUAUUAAUAUUUCUUCUAACGUUGUGCUUCAUGAAUGAUGUUCAUGGCGCAGUGCAGUGAUGCCGUACGCUGAUGACUAACCGCUGCUUCUCUGUCUCGUUCUCAGGUAUAACCUGAGAUUUUUCAGACCACCAGCAAAGGAUCUUUUCUGCUGAGGGCCUGAAAGUGUUUUGUCCAGAACAGUAUACCCAGAGGAUCUAUUCUACACACAGUUUUUUAAUUUAAUAUUUAUUACUGCUGCUCAAUGGAGAGACUUCUGUUGUUUUAGUCUGCUUGGAUACUGUCAAUGUUCGGAUGGCAAUGAGAAGACGAGGGAGGAAAGACUGAACGUCCGGCAUCAUUUGCACUAUUCAUUCUUUAAAUCUUGCCCUGACCUUCUGUCUCUGCACUCUUUCUUAAUCUUCUUUGGAUCCACGAUCGAAACGAUCGAAGCGAGAAUUGUCCGCCUCUCACACAGACGGGUGCCUUAGCUAUGCUCCCUAAUUUCGCAAUCAUCAGAGGACCUGCUCGCAGAAAUGGGAGGCAAACCUCUUUCUUUUAGGUCAAACAGCCGUACCUUUCCACAGAUCAUGUAUUUGUGACCUGGGCUGGAUAGUUUGUGACAACGCUUCUGUCGUCCACCUUCAAUCGCCGUUCAAUUUUUCCUCGUCACAUUGUGGCCUGUUCAGUAAGAACAAUAUCCGCCUUACAAUCACCAAACCUGCAGAAUCCAAAGUGCCUCUGUCCCUAAAAACAUCAAAAAGACUUGAAGCCAGCAAUCAGAGUGAGAACGUCACUGUCUGAUGUUCUCCCAGAAGACUGGACGAGUUUUAUUAUGGUUUUUAAUGGUAAGUUCAAAUCCUGCGCUGAGCCUGUCAGUCCACCCGUCUCUGAGCCCCAGUUGUAUCUCCAGCCUUCAGCCCUGGAUAUUAAUCGCUGUGUAAAUGAUGUUUCAGGUGAACUGGGGGGGGCUUUGUUCCCCUAAUAACAAUCAGCUGUUUCCUGCCUUUCCGCCUUGUGAAUUGAAAGAUAAUCAAAGUCGAACCGUUGGGCUGGAUUCAUCGUACGGGUCCAUUUGUUCCCAGCUGAAUUUUAUAUUUCUAUUAAUCAAAAAGCUAACCUUCAAAGCUGCCUUCAUGAAACCGCUGCAGACCCAGUUCAGUCGGUCUGACAAUAAAAACGCCGCUGACGGGUUUUUUUGCUUUUUAUAUAAGAAAAAAAAGAAAACGUUUUAUAUCAGUGAAGGACUCCAAAGAGUUUUUAUUCCUUUGUUUUUUUUAAUAAUCCAUUUGAUACCAAAAAUACGUGUUGUUCUUGUGUAGAUGUGUCUUUGUAUUAUCUUCAUUAAUUUAAGAGAACAAUGCAAUGUGUACAUACCUCCCAGAAGAACGUUUUCCUAUUUAAUUUUUGUAAAUAAUUUUGUAUUUAUGAAAGAGAAUUGUACAUAUGUCUACGUUAAUGUGCCCAAUGUCUCCAUCAGAA